CUCUCUUCAAUCUGAUCCCGGUGGGGCUCCGCGUUGUCGCCAUCCAGGGGGCGCGGGCCGGGCGCUACGUGGCCAUGAAUGGGGCCGGGGUGGUCUACGCCUCCGUUCACUUCACAGCCGAGUGCCGCUUCAAGGAGUGCGUCUUUGAGAACUACCACGUGCUCUACGCCUCGGCGCUGUACCGCCAGCGGCGCUCGGGCCGCGCCUGGUAUUUGGGCUUGGAUCGGCACGGCCGCCCCAUGGCCGGGCACCGAGUGCGCAAGGACAAAGCGGCCGCUCACUUCCUGCCCCAGCUGCUGGAGGUUGCGCUGUACCGGGAGCCGUCGCUGCACGAAGUGGAGGAACCCCCUGGGGGGCCCCCCGAGGCCACGUAGCCCACGGUGGUGACCUCUGACCUCUGACCCCCGCUCCCACUGUGACCUCUGACUCCACUCUGUGAACUCUGACCCCACUCGGUGACCUCUGACCCCGCUCUGUGACGUGGGACAGCCCCGAAGUCUGACCCCAGAUGGUGACCUCUAACCCUGCUGUGUGACCUCUGACCUCCACCUGUGACCUCUGACCUCCACCUGUGACCUCUGACCCCAAACGGUGACCUCUGACCCCAACUGUUACCUCUGCACUGUGACCUCCAAUCCUGACCUCUGACCCCAACAGGUGACCUCCGACCCCCGACCUUGUGACCUCUGACCCCAAGCAAGACGCCCCCUGGAUCUGUGACCUCCGACCCCACUGUGACCUCUGACCCCAAACCCUGACCUUGACCUCGGUGACCCCCAACCCCGUUCUCUCACCUCUGACCCAAAACACGACCCCCCAGAACUGUGACCUCUGACCCCACUGUGACCUCUGACCCCGCCCCCCGCCCCCCCUGCACUGACACCCCCCAG
Messenger RNA from Phasianus colchicus (ring-necked pheasant), 890 nucleotides. The record is from RefSeq and is a predicted model, not a curated record. NCBI's taxonomy places the organism in Eukaryota, Metazoa, Chordata, Aves, Galliformes, Phasianidae.